AUGUCCUCCGCUACUAGCACUACCACCGCCACACCCUCCGGAACGGAGACCAAGAAACCCGUUAUCCGAAACAACGACCAUCUCCCGAAACUCGCCAUCGAGUUCAAGGCUCCCCAGCCCGUCUUCAAGCGCGGCCGCAGCGUCUUCUUCGCCGGCUCCAUCGAGAUGGGCGCCGCCAUCGACUGGCAGUCCGGGCUCGCGAAGCGCGUCGCCCACCUCCCCUGCACCAUCCUCAACCCGCGUCGUCUGGACUGGAACAACGAAUGGGAGCAGCGCGACCGCGACCCGCAGUUCCGCGAGCAGGUCGAGUGGGAGCUCGACGGGCUCAACACCGUCGACGUCAUCUCGAUGUACUUCGACCCGAACACGAAGUCGCCGAUCUCGCUGCUCGAGCUCGGGCUGUACGCGACGAGCGGGCGGAUGGUGGUGGGAUGUCCGGACGGGUUUUUCAGGAAAGGCAACGUGGAGGUGGUGUGCAGGAGGUGGGAGAUCCCGCUGUUCGAGACCUUUGACGAGUUGGCGGACGAGGUCGUGCGGAGGCUGCAGGACUAG
Messenger RNA from Epithele typhae, 552 nucleotides. RefSeq lists its product as uncharacterized. Lineage: Eukaryota; Fungi; Basidiomycota; Agaricomycetes; Polyporales; Epitheliaceae. The transcript has a single exon. The coding region runs from base 1 to 552 and encodes 183 amino acids. The record is from RefSeq and is a predicted model, not a curated record.